Venustampulla echinocandica is the source of this 645-nucleotide messenger RNA. RefSeq lists its product as uncharacterized. The transcript is spliced from 3 exons. Lineage: Eukaryota; Fungi; Ascomycota; Leotiomycetes; Helotiales; Pleuroascaceae. Bases 1 to 645 code for a protein of 214 amino acids. The record is from RefSeq and is a predicted model, not a curated record.
AUGAUUGGGCUUCUUAAACGUGCUGCAGCCCUUUCGGCUUUAGCAAAUAUCGUCGUUGGCCAAAAUUCCACUCGCUAUUGCGAGGAGUUAACCGGAAUAUGCUAUUCAUCAUACGUAAACAGCGACGGUAUAUACUAUCGCGUUGCUCUUCCUAAUAACUCGACAACAUCAGACGCUAUCCUCGAGAUCGUCUCGCCCGUCAAGUAUAACUGGGCCGGGUUAGCUUGGGGAGGACACAUGACAGCCGACCCUCUCACGGUCGCCUGGCCAAAUGGAACGGGAGUUGUCGUCUCAUCGCGCGCAGCAUCAAUUUACGGUGUCGUUCCGAACACUUAUGAUGGUGCGGAGUAUACAUACUUGAAGGGGACAGGAGUCAACAGUACACAUUGGACUCUCACUGUGCGCUGCAAGGGGUGCACUCGCUGGACUCUCUUUGACAGUGAGAUUGCUGUUGAUGGAGGGAAUGAUACUAGCCUGGCAUUCGCGUACUCAUCAGUCCCAGUUGACAACCCGGCGAGUAACACCUCAUCUUUUCACAUGCAUGAGGUGCAUGGAUCUUGGGUUCAUAAUUUGACAAUGGCAAAGACAAGUAAUUCCGAGUAUGAUGGUUGGGUUACGAGUAACACGCUGCCAGCGUUGAAGUGA